AAGCAAACCACAGCCCAGCUCCAUCACCCUGCCACUAGCACACACACACAAACACAGAUUAAAACGCAAUCAUGCACCAUGAUCAGAUCACAUUCUCAAGAAUGCAAUAAGAUAAUAACAGUAUUAUUAUGGCUUUCUGAGCCCCAGAGACUCAGAGAGAGAGAGAGAGAGAGCUAGGAAAGAAGGCAAGAACACAGGGAGAGCUAGCUGGAGAAGGUAGAGGAGAGGAGGGAUCGAGAAGAUGAUGAUCGUGGUGCAGAAGAGCUCCCUGGACCUGGUGCUGGUGCCAUGUGGUCUGGUGAUCAUGUUGGGCUACCAUCUUCUCCUCCUCUACCGGAUUCUCCGCCGCCCCGCCACCACCGUCAUCGGCUACGAGAACCACAACAAGCUGGCAUGGGUCCGCCGCAUGGUGCAGGCGAGUCCGGCCGAGACUGGGCUGGCGCUGAGCGUGAUCUCCAGCAACAUCUCGGCGUCGACGAACCUGGCGUCGCUGUGCAUCGCGCUGGGCUCGCUCAUCGGAGCGUGGGUGAGCAGCACCAGCAAGGUGUUCAUGACGGAGCUCGUGUAUGGUGACCGCACCCAGGCGAUGGCCACCGUCAAGUACAUCUCACUCCUCGUAUGCUUCCUCGUCUCCUUCACUUGCUUCAUCCACUCUGCAAGGUAUUAUGUCCAAGCCAGCUUCCUGAUAACCACGCUGGAUUCUGAUGUCCCGGCGAGCUACAUUCAGCAUGCUGUGAUCCGAGGCGGCAACUUCUGGUCAAUGGGGCUCCGGGCACUGUACUUCGCGACGACACUGUUGAUGUGGAUCUUUGGGCCGAUACCGAUGUUCGCAUGCUCGGUAUUGAUGGUGCUCAUCCUGCACCUGCUGGACAGCAACACCCUGCCAUUGCACAACCAUCAGUUCACUGUUAGAAAACGGAAUGAUCAGAGAGCACUGGCAUCUACAGUUGUUACAAGGCACCCCAGCCCUCAGAAUCCAAUUCUCAGCAACCCUGUAUUGUCUCCUGUAACAUUUUUCAAUUAAUAAUGUUUGCUGCAAAGUCUGGAAGUUUGUAUGGAGUAACAUUACAUGAGAAAAUGAGACAUUCAACUACAAAAUUUUCAUCAGAAA
Messenger RNA from Oryza brachyantha (malo sina), 1111 nucleotides. RefSeq lists its product as uncharacterized. Lineage: Eukaryota; Viridiplantae; Streptophyta; Magnoliopsida; Poales; Poaceae. The transcript is spliced from 3 exons. The record is from RefSeq and is a predicted model, not a curated record. Bases 242 to 1024 code for a protein of 260 amino acids.